Molecule: messenger RNA, 1170 nt
Organism: Cimex lectularius (bed bug)
Lineage: Eukaryota; Metazoa; Arthropoda; Insecta; Hemiptera; Cimicidae
Product: 60S acidic ribosomal protein P0
Exons: 7
Coding region: 140-1093 (317 amino acids)
Biological process (GO): cytoplasmic translation; ribosome biogenesis; ribosomal large subunit assembly
Cellular component (GO): cytosolic large ribosomal subunit
Molecular function (GO): large ribosomal subunit rRNA binding; structural constituent of ribosome
Source: RefSeq, a predicted model, not a curated record
UAGUCCGAUUUCAACCAUGUUGGUUUUGAAGUUCCCAGGAGCCACGAGGAACUCUCCUCUUCGUCAUACGCACCUCAACCACGCUUUGGAUGUUUUCGAGUCUUUAAACAUCGUCAAGAUAUCCCUACUACACUGAAAGAUGGGUAAGGAAGACAAGGAAACAUGGAAGAGUAAUUAUUUCAACAAGUUGAUUCAACUUUUGGAGGAAUAUCCAAAGUGUUUCAUUGUUGGUGCCGACAAUGUCGGUUCAAAGCAAAUGCAGCAGAUUAGGGUGUCUCUCCGAGGGUCAGCUGUAGUAUUAAUGGGUAAGAACACCAUGAUGAGAAAAGCAAUCCGAGGACACAUUGAGAGAAAUCAAGCACUUGAAAAAAUCCUUCCACACAUCAGAGGGAAUGUUGGCUUUGUGUUUACACGAGGUGAACUUCCUGAAGUAAGAGACAAAUUGUUGCAAAACAAGGUCCGUGCCCCAGCUAGAGCAGGUGCCAUUGCUCCGUGCCCUGUAGUAAUUCCAGCGCAGAAUACUGGUCUCGGUCCUGAAAAAACUUCCUUCUUCCAGGCCCUUUCCAUCCCGACCAAAAUUUCAAAAGGAACAAUUGAAAUCAUAAAUGAUGUCCACAUUUUAAAAGAAGGUGACAAAGUAGGAGCAUCAGAAGCAACUUUGCUCAACAUGCUGAACAUUUCACCAUUUUCCUAUGGGUUAGUAGUGGAAAUGGUGUACGAUUCUGGUACCUGCUUUGAACCCAGAAUUUUGGACAUUAAGCCAGCAGAUCUACGUGGAAAAUUUUUGGAAGGAGCCGCUCGUGUGGCAUCAGUUUGUUUUGAAAUCGGGUAUCCUACUAUUGCAUCUGCUCCUCACAGUAUUGCCAAUGGAUUGAAGAACCUGUUGGCUGUUGCUGCUGAGACUAAUGUUGAAUUCAAAGAAGCAGAAAUGAUUAAAGAAUAUCUUAAGGAUCCUUCUAAGUUUGCUGCUGCUGUAGCUGUUGCUGCUCCAGCUCCUGCUGAUGCUAAAGCAGCUGCUUCGCCAGCAAAGGAGGCUCCCAAGGAAGAAUCUGAUGAAUCAGAUGGCGAACUUGGAUUUGGCCUUUUUGAUUGAAAAGCUUAAUUUUAUGGAGAGAUAAAAUAAAUGUUGCAUUUGUGGAGAACCUGACGGUCGGAAUAAAUUUUAAAAAA